Molecule: messenger RNA, 2718 nt
Organism: Hippocampus comes (tiger tail seahorse)
Lineage: Eukaryota; Metazoa; Chordata; Actinopteri; Syngnathiformes; Syngnathidae
Product: cAMP-dependent protein kinase catalytic subunit beta-like
Exons: 11
Coding region: 532-1596 (354 amino acids)
Biological process (GO): protein phosphorylation
Cellular component (GO): nucleus; cytosol; cAMP-dependent protein kinase complex
Molecular function (GO): ATP binding; cAMP-dependent protein kinase activity
Source: RefSeq, a predicted model, not a curated record
UUAAAGCUACACAGCCAUUCUACUGGUGUAAAUAACAGUCGUUAAAAAGUGACGCCCGUCUCGUUUAUAGAAAACAUGUUUAUCAAAUCUUGUCAUCAACGAGAGGAAACUUAGUUGUGGCGUUUUUGACAAAUUCGAGAAUCGGAGGCAAAAGCUGGUCCGGCUCGAUGAGUGGCGGGCGGUGGGAGCGGUCCGGGCUGGAGGUGGGCACCAGCAGUGACCGCUAGCUUGAUGUCACACUUUAGCCUACGAGCCGAAGGGGGAACCUUCCACCGGGGUUAGGGGUAAGACGCCGACGUCGUGGUGACAGAUGAAGAGUGACGGGCACUGCUGCUUGCGGACUUUGCUCUUUUUUUUGUCCGAAGCAGGAGAAUAUUUAAUGAACAUCAAUUUCUUUUGUUUGGGGGGCGGAUAUAUUUAAACGCGAUUAGCGAUUGCUACAGGGAAGCUAGCUAGCAAGCUAGCUAGCCAACUAACUGGUCGCCAUCUCCCCUCUCGCUGUCGGGAGUGAUUGGCCGUGUGUCUUCCGCUAUGGGGAACGCUGCCACCGCCAAGAAGGGCAACGAGCUAGAGAGCGAGACAUUUGUUACAGAGUUUCUAGCCAAAGCCAAAGAAGAUUUCUUGCGGAAAUGGGAAUGCCCACCACAGAGCACGACGUGCCUAGAUGACUUUGACAGAUUAAAAACUCUGGGCACCGGCUCGUUUGGGAGGGUCAUGCUGGUGAAACACAAAGGAACAGAACAUUACUUUGCCAUGAAGAUACUGGAUAAGCAGAAGGUGGUGAAACUUAAACAAAUAGAACACACUUUAAACGAGAAGAGGAUAUUACAAGCCGUGAGCUUCCCCUUUCUCGUCAAACUGGAGUACGCCUUUAAGGACAACUCCAAUUUGUACAUGGUGAUGGAGUAUGUUCCCGGAGGCGAGAUGUUCUCACACUUAAGACGAAUUGGAAGGUUCAGCGAGCCGCACGCGCGCUUCUACGCUGCCCAGAUUGUGCUGACAUUUGAAUACCUCCAUUCGCUAGAUCUCAUCUACAGAGAUCUGAAACCUGAGAACCUUCUCAUCGACCACCACGGCUACAUUCAGGUGACGGACUUCGGAUUUGCCAAGCGAGUAAAAGGCAGAACCUGGACGUUGUGCGGAACACCGGAGUACCUGGCCCCAGAAAUCAUUCUCAGCAAAGGCUACAACAAAGCUGUGGACUGGUGGGCCCUAGGAGUCCUCAUUUAUGAAAUGGCGGCCGGCUACCCUCCGUUCUUUGCCGACCAGCCCAUUCAGAUCUACGAGAAGAUCGUCUCUGGAAAGGUGCGCUUCCCCUCCCACUUCAGCUCGGACUUGAAGGAUCUGCUUCGGAACCUGCUCCAAGUGGACCUGACCAAGCGCUUCGGUAACCUGAAAAACGGUGUCAAUGACAUCAAGGGCCACAAGUGGUUCGCCACAACGGAUUGGAUUGCGAUCUACGAAAGGAAGGUGGAGGCCCCGUUCAUACCAAAGUGCAGAGGCCCUGGGGACACCAGCAACUUUGAUGACUACGACGAGGAAGAGAUCCGCGUCUCGGUCACGGAAAAAUGUGUGAAGGAGUUUGCCGAUUUUUAGGGACGGAACAGAACGGGACCUGCCACAACAGGAUAUGUCAGGGAAAUAAAGGGAUCUUUGCACUCUUCUGACGACUUGGAAAGUAAGCAGAGAUGACAUUUCAUCGCACCGUCCUAUUCUUCCCACUUGUACCACACACAGCUCAAUGAGGUUGCCAUGAUCUUUUGGUGCCGAUAACCUCUCACUGUCACCUACAUCUGCACAUUAAAGCAGACUCACCACCUUUUUUUCCCCUUUUUUUUGAAGUCCACUUUUUAUUUUGUCCUUUUUAAAGGAGGGCAGUGGUCUUCACCCCCUUUUUAAAUAGACAAAGAGAGGACACAAGGGAUGGACUCGUGUUGCAUUCGUGGCCCGGUAAGGGGAGGUAGCAACUGUCAUUUGUCCUUGUUUUGUGAGAUACAAAGUUUUUAAGAGGGCGACUGAUCAGAGUUUUUCUUUCUUUGCUUUUUGCCUCAGAAAGAAUGAGAGCAAACACAUCACCCUCGGUAUUCCCAACGCCUCGCGCUGAGAAUAAGAAAUCUUAUUACAUUAUUACACAUACAUUGUUACUCUGGUUUUUGUCCCAGUGUCUACUAUAUUACUUGUGUUUUUACUGUAUUUUGUUUUCUUCCCUAGAAUUCAGGUCUGUUUCGAACAGACUUCUUUGUUACAACACAAUGUGACUGAUCUAUAUUGAAAGAGUGAAAAGAAAUCCUUUUGGGAUUUUCGAAAUGUAUUCUAAGAGGUGAGAAGGCCGAUGUGAAUAGUGUUGAAGCGUUGCGCCUCGGUGUGUUUAGUAAAAGAAAUACAGACUCUAUCAUUUAUUGAUUUUGACAAUUUAAUUAACAACAUGAAAACACAGCUGGCUUUCUUUGUUCCCACCCAUGAAGGAUUGAUUCUGUUUCAUUCAAUUUUUUUCAAGGACAGUGGAUUGCAAAAUUAUUAGUUGUGCAUAUUUGAAUGCUUGGAUUUCAAGGUACUGUUUUCCUCACCUCAAUACACUGGCUUAAUGAAGAACUGCUCCUUUGUAUCACAUGUAAGCCCUGUUCUUGUUCAGCUCAUUACAUUAUACGUAUAUGCAUUGUUUCAUAUGUUUUUAUUUAUAAACAUUAGAGAUGCUAUUAAAUUUUAUUUUUAAAAGUG